Molecule: messenger RNA, 3170 nt
Organism: Saccostrea cuccullata (small rock oyster)
Lineage: Eukaryota; Metazoa; Mollusca; Bivalvia; Ostreida; Ostreidae
Exons: 2
Source: RefSeq, a predicted model, not a curated record
AGAGACCCUAAAUUUUCUGACGUCUGCGGGGAGAACAUCGAGUUAUCUAAAAACCGGAAGAUAGCCAGAUGGCGCCACACGUAUUCCGCUGGGCGUCUGUUCGCUUCCCGCCAAAUGUUCAAAGACGAAAACCUCGAGGUUGUGGUUGACGGGAGUGGGCAUGUUGGGAUAGGUAUUAUAAAAACCGACCCGGGGACGCUGAAGGAUCUCCGAGAGGGCGCCACAUCUGCUUGUAAACCGAAACUGGUGACGGACAUACGAGUACACAAGAGGGAGGGCUUAGUAAAAAUCAAACUGAGGGAGGAGGACAAGGCCACUAAACUGGACAUUACGUAUUCAGGUCAAAAGGUCGUCGUCAAAGUCAACAAAGACGAGAAAUUCUGGCUGACCUUUGAACUCAAGUUUGGAUCUGCUGUCAUAAAAUUUAAAAGUCCUGACAUAUCAUUCCACCAAAACGCAGGCAGAAAUAUCAGUUUCCUCGACAAAGAAAGGAGAUCCGCCAAACUUGAUGUGGAAUAUCCCGCGGUCACGUGUUGUCUGUGGCGGAAGUUACGUGUUAACGAAUACGUCAUCUUCAGUGUACUUCCGCUAAAGGACGGCGAGAAAGACCCGUCCACUUACUAUAUGGUUCUUGGUGCUAGUCAGUUAGAGCCGGUCCAGCUUCGGUCACGUGAUCCGGAAAGUUUUAAAGCAGACUCCCGCGCCCCAACCCCCUCGCGAUGGAAGGUUAUAAAUAGAUUUGAUAAGGACGUCUGUUACGGCGAGGUUCGGGUGGGGAUCGGACCAAACGGCAGAAUCCGCGCCUUCCAUUCUAGUGGAUUCGAAACGGAAAUGGACUUUGACCCGCAAGAGAAAUCAUCGCAAUGUCUUUUUGUUCUUAGCUUGUUCAGGACCGAAGUUCGAAUAAAAGAGUUCGUGGAGGAAGAAACGCUUUAUGAUUACGCCCUGAAAUCCUUUCGGAAAGCCUCUAGAAAGUGUCAAUCUGAUUCAGUAUACAUAGAUGUUAUUGACGAUAAUACACCAGUAAAUUAUGAUAUUCAAAAUAAACAAGGAUUAAGGUGCCUAAAAAGCAAAAGCUUUCCGAUGGCUAACCCUACACAAGGAGAUGAGAAGGAGAGACAGUCUCUGACGUUCCGUCCUCGGGAACCAUCGGAUAAUUACUAUGAUGAUGUGGCACUGGGGAAUCAAGAGGGUACUGUUUUCUCCGACGAUACGUCACAGAUUGACGCAGUGUAUUGUGACGUCAUAGGAGAAGGGCAUAUAGACGAUUCCGAAUCUAAUCUGACCCUGUCACCUGUCCAUAAAGAUUCGGUAAAAAGUGAACGUCACUAUGACGAAAUCCUAAUCAAUAACGAAUCAAGUCCAAAAGUCGCGAAAAAGACAAACAAAUCGCCUCAGAUAAUCCGAAAACCUGUCUCACUGAUCCUUGAUAAAGUUCAGGGAAUUAAGAACGUGUUUACAAAGAGAGCGGAACACCCUUAUGAUGACGUUAAAGAUGAUGAAAUAAAAAGUGAUAGCGUUUCUAAAAGCCUUGGGACCACACUCGUAUCGGUUCCCUCUGAUGACGUAACAAUAGAAGAAAACACGUACUGGGAGGUACAGGAAGUCCCUCGAGGAGAAAAAGAAAAGGAAACACCACCGAUAGCGCAUGCGCGGAAUAAUGGAGCAACUAGUUCUCCAUCAAAAGAUAGACCAAAGGAAACGCAAGCCGUAAAGAGUAUAGACACAAAAGAAAAAGAAAACAAAGCAGGUGUCAAUGAACUACGAGAGAGACUGGAGUCUCCGCAGGUUAAGAUGGUGAAAAGUGAAAGUGAAAGUUGCAUUUCAAAAUCACUUUCAAAUGAAAUUAGUAACAGUGACAUGGAGACACAGAAUAACGUUAACGUCAAAUUACUGAUUAAAAAAUUUGGAGGAAACGAAAACGAGGCUGGAAAAGUAAACAGUUGUGCUUUGCGUGAAAAACAUCCAAGGACACCAUUGUUUCAUACAAGUCCAUCAGCACCGGCACUCUCUCAACGUUCGAACUCUGACGAUAAUCUCGCAUUGUCUCGCUCUGUCUCACAUAAUGCCGAACCACCAAAGAAUGAAAGCGAGGCUGCGUUGAAGAAUAAACAUAAGGGUUCCUCAGACUUAGCUAAUAAGGAGGAAAAAACGUGUGUUCUGAACGAAACAUUUGACUCAAUAAAUCUUCUGCUGAAUUUGGGGAAAGGGAAGAAGGAAAAACAUAAAGGAAAAGACAAGAAAAAAUAAGGGGAGUGGGGAAAACUAAAGGAAAAGACAAAAAAAAAAUUAAAGGAAAAAAAGGAGCAAGCCAAUUAAAAAUUACGGGAAUCUAAAUAAGGAGAAAUAAUAAAGCAAAUAGGUGAGAAACAAGAGGUCCAUGGGCCACAUCGCUCACCUGAGAAGCUUUGACCAUUCUGUUCUUUACUAGAUUUCCCCCUUGUAUUACAUAUUGUGACCCCCCCCCACCCCACCGCUCAUAAUUUAGACAAUUUGAAAUCUACACUAACCCAGGAUGCUUCCACAUAAGUUUCAGCUUUUCUGGCCCUGUGGUUCUUGAGAAGAUUUUCAAAGAUUGUUCCUAUAUAUUUCUAUGUAAAACUUUGAUUCCCCAUUGUGGCCCCAACCUACCCGCGGGGGGUCAUGAUUUGAACAAUUUAAAAUCUACACUACCCCAGGAUGCUUCCACAUAAGUUUCAGCUUUUCUGGCCCAGUGGUUCUUGAGCAGAAGAUUUUCAAAUAUUUUUCCUAUAUAAUUCUAUAUAAAAAUUUGAUUCCCCAUUGUGGCCCCGCCCAACCCCCGGGGGUCAUGAUUUGUACAAUUUAGAAUCUACACUACCUCAGGAUGCUUCCACAUAAGUUUCAGCUUUUCUGGCCCAGUGGUUCUUGAGAAGAAGUUGAAAAUGUGAAAAGUUUACGGACGGACAGACGGACGGACGGACGGACAGAAAAGCUCAAUUGAGCGUUCGGCACAGGUGAGCUAAAAAGGGAAGAAAAACAGAGAAGGAAUAUAUAUAAUAAAAAAAAUUGUUGUAAUACUUAUUUUCAAAGGAUCCUUGCUGUUCAUGAAUGAAUGUCUCAAAUCCCUCAGAAUAUGUGCCAUUAUAAUUAAGUUUUGCUGAUCUCCUUUGUUGCGGUAAUAUGAUGAUAUCAGGAUUUUAUUGUAUAUG